Striga hermonthica is the source of this 1422-nucleotide messenger RNA. The record is from the annotation of a GenBank genome assembly. NCBI's taxonomy places the organism in Eukaryota, Viridiplantae, Streptophyta, Magnoliopsida, Lamiales, Orobanchaceae.
AUGGAGAAUACCCUACACGUGGCCAUCGUCUCCAGCCCAGGAAUCGGACACCUCAUCCCCGCCCUCGUCCUCGCCCAACGCCUCGCCGCUCACCACGACGUCCACGUCACCGUCCUCGUCAUCACCGCCGCCAACGCGUCCCCACCGGAGACGAGCUCCUGCCUCCACCUCCGUGACGACCUCAUCCGGGUAGUCCACCUCCCCCCGCCCGACAUCACACGCCUCGUCACCCCCUCCACCCCAGUCGUCGCCCAGAUCUGCCUCACCGUCCGCAAAUCCUUACCCCUCAUCCGCUCCGCCCUGGCUUCCAUGGACCGCCGACCGGACGCCCUCGUCGUAGACUUCUUCUGCACAGAGACUGCACCCCUCGCUGCCGAGCUCGCCAUUCCCAAAUACGUCCUCGUCCCCACCACUGCCUGGUUCACCGCCCUAUCCCUCUACUGCCCGCUUCUGGACCGGGAGAUCAAGGGGCAGUACGUUGACCAGGUGGAGCCCCUCCGAAUCCCGGGCUGCAAACCCCUCAGACCGGAUGACGUGGUUGACCCGAUGCUGGACCGGGAGGCGCCGGUGUACCACGAGUACAGGGCGAUGGGGGAGCGGCUUCUUCUGUUCGACGGGAUUCUACUCAACACGUGGGAAGACUUGGAGCGUCAUACCCUCAACGCUCUCAGAAAAAACGAGGCUUGGAGUUGGUCAAUCCCGGUCCACCCAAUCGGCCCUCUCACAAGACCGGUCGACCAAGUUGAAGAGGGCAGCAACAGGAAGCUCAUGUGUUGGUUAGACCGUCAACCGGAGGAGUCGGUUGUGUUGGUCUCGUUCGGGAGCGGGGGGACCCUCUCGGCGGACCAGACGCGUGAGCUGGCACGGGGGCUGGAGAUGAGCGGGCAGAGGUUCGUGUGGGUAGUGCGGUCGCCCAAUAAUGGGGGAUCCGCGGACGCCGCCUUCUUCGACAGUAACGGGCGCUGCUGCGGGAAGACGACGUUUGAUUUUCUGCCGGAGGGGUUCCAAGGGAGGGUGGGGGACAGGGGGUUCCUGGUGGCCGGGUGGGUCCCCCAGGCGGCUGUCCUGGAGCACCGGGCGGUGGGAGGGUUCGUGUCGCACUGCGGGUGGAACUCGACGCUGGAGAGCGUGACGAGAGGGGUGCCGAUGGUGGCGUGGCCGCUGUAUUCGGAGCAGCGGAUGAAUGCGGCGUUCCUGGCGGAGGAGGCCGGGGCGGCGCUGCGGGUGUCGUUGUCGGGGGGAGUGGUGAGCGGGGAGGAGGUGGAGAGAGCGGUGAGGGGGCUGAUGGCGAAGGGUCAAGUUGUGAGGGAAAAGGUCAGGUGUCUGAGGAGGAGUGCGAUGGAGGCCUUGAAGGAGGGUGGGACCUCGCACAAGGCAAUGCGCGAUAUGCUGCACACAAUCAGUUUGAGAAAAAGCAAUUGA